UUCUUCUUCUCGGCCUGGUCCGGCCGCGCUAUGCAAUUGCUAGGCUCCAAAUCGCCAAUUAUAUAAGCAGCGCCCCUUCCACCUUUCGAGACCUUUUGCCCCCUCCCCCACCUCUCGUUCCCUCCUUCCCACCUGCGGUCCUCCGCCCCACGCGCGCGCGCGGCCACGAGAUCUAGCUCGCUAGGGUUGGAUCCCUGCCGGCGAGGAUGAGCAGCCCCCAUGGCGGCCUCGACGACCAGAUCGAGCGGCUCAUGCAGUGCAAGCCCCUCCCCGAGGCCGAGGUUAGAGCACUCUGUGAGAAGGCUAAGGAGAUUUUGAUGGAGGAAAGCAACGUUCAGCCUGUAAAGAGCCCAGUUACAAUAUGUGGUGAUAUUCAUGGGCAGUUUCAUGAUCUCGCAGAACUAUUUCGAAUUGGUGGAAAGUGCCCAGAUACAAACUACUUGUUUAUGGGAGAUUAUGUAGAUCGUGGCUACUAUUCCGUCGAAACUGUCACGCUUUUGGUGUCUUUAAAAGUUCGUUAUCCUCAGCGAAUCACCAUUCUAAGAGGAAACCAUGAAAGCCGGCAGAUCACUCAAGUUUAUGGAUUCUAUGAUGAGUGCUUAAGGAAGUAUGGAAAUGCAACUGUAUGGAAAACCUUUACAGAUCUGUUUGACUACUUCCCCUUGACCGCAUUGGUUGAGUCAGAAAUAUUUUGCUUGCACGGUGGAUUAUCACCAUCCAUUGAGACACUCGAUAACAUACGUAACUUUGACCGCAUCCAAGAAGUUCCUCAUGAAGGGCCCAUGUGCGAUCUUCUGUGGUCUGACCCAGAUGAUCGAUGUGGUUGGGGUAUUUCUCCUAGAGGCGCUGGAUAUACCUUCGGACAGGAUAUAUCAGAGCAGUUCAACCAUACCAAUAACUUAAGACUUAUUGCUAGAGCUCACCAGUUGGUCAUGGAGGGAUUCAACUGGGCUCAUGAGCAAAAAGUGGUCACCAUAUUUAGUGCACCUAAUUAUUGCUACCGCUGUGGAAACAUGGCAUCAAUCUUGGAAGUUGAUGAUUGCAGGGAGCAUACUUUCAUCCAGUUUGAGCCGGCCCCAAGAAGGGGAGAGCCAGAUGUAACUCGUAGAACACCAGACUAUUUCCUGUGAUGCGAAAUUGGUGUCGAUCUCUGCACCAAAGGUUUAAUAGCUAGCUGAAGUUUCCUGGUUGCAGAUAAUCUUUUUGCUGAAAUCGCCUGUGUGCUAUUCUUAUUGUUUUUGCCCAUGACGCCUAUGGCUAUCGCGAGCCGCUUUGCUGCAGCGUGAUAUACAAGUGUAUACCUACAGCUGGAAGGAUUCGUCGUGUUCUCACCUAUCUCUAACUGAUUGAUGCUCUGCUUGGGGGCUGCAGUAGUAGUUUGUUAAAGCAUCAAGCAGCAUUUGUAUUAUGUGACAGGAAACUAUUUCCCCUUUGUAUUCAUUUUUUCCUUUCUCCUUCACACAUUUCAGCUAAUUUUCUUUCCAUGAUUCUUGUAGAGAUGAACAAUGUAGUUUGUAUGGUUCUGUGUCUGAGCCCUUAGGUCUUUCUGGAUCCAUCUUGAUUUGCCGUAUAGAAUACUUUGAAGAACUAGCAUUCUUUUCAGCUAGUAUGAUUUUUUUAUUUGCGAUGAAAUUGCAACUGGUAUGUUAAGCACA
Messenger RNA from Brachypodium distachyon (stiff brome), 1655 nucleotides. RefSeq names its product serine/threonine-protein phosphatase PP2A-2 catalytic subunit. Bases 207 to 1130 code for a protein of 307 amino acids. Gene Ontology annotation, molecular function: protein serine/threonine phosphatase activity. Gene Ontology annotation, cellular component: cytosol. Gene Ontology annotation, biological process: mitotic cell cycle; peptidyl-serine dephosphorylation. NCBI's taxonomy places the organism in Eukaryota, Viridiplantae, Streptophyta, Magnoliopsida, Poales, Poaceae. The record is from RefSeq and is a predicted model, not a curated record. The transcript is spliced from 11 exons.